Messenger RNA from Porites evermanni, 1637 nucleotides. The record is from the annotation of a GenBank genome assembly. NCBI's taxonomy places the organism in Eukaryota, Metazoa, Cnidaria, Anthozoa, Scleractinia, Poritidae.
GAGCUGUCAGAUAUUUCUGUUAAAAUCGGCGAGGAGAUAUCUAACGCUGUGGAAGCUUUACAACAGUACAGCUACCAAUACAAUAUAAAAAUCGUUGCUUUCUCACAAGCAAACAAAUCUGAAUCAUCUGAAGACACAGCAAAACUGUGCCUUCAACUAUUCUACUACCUGGGUGUCGACGGUAUUACGUUACAUGACAUUGACAUCGCUCAUCGCGGCCUUUUAGGGAAGAGCGAGUGCUGUUGGUAACAAACUCAAACCUAUCAUUUGUAAGUUCGUUAGGUGUUUUGCUAAGGACAAAGUAAUGGCUACCAGGAGAGCGUCCUGGGACAUCAGCUCUCAGGACCUUGGCCUACCAGAAAACAUCACUUUUGAACGUAUUGGAAUUUACAGUCACUUAAGGGACCGUUCAUUUUUUAUGAGAGAGGGGGGGCUGGUGGGAUUUGGGGGGGGGGGCCACUCGAAAAAAAUUGGCUUGAAAGGGGGGGGCAGCCGAAAAAAAUGAAGGAAAGGGGGGGGGUCGGACGAAAAAAUUAGAUUAAAAAUAGGAUAAGAGAUGUUUACAAAUCGAAGAAAAAUUGUGCUCUUUCAUUUAUAACAAAUAUGCUAAAACAGUUCCAGGGUAACAAGAAAACUUCUCAACAACUUUUAUAUUUUAUAAGGACAGUGAACUUACCAUAGUAACAGUCUUGAAUAGCAACAACUUUCUUUUCAUUUAUAAAAAUGUUGUUGUCAAGCUCAUAUAAUUAAAACCAAUAAUUUGAGUCCUGAAUUGGAACUGACCUCGUUACCAGAGCUUUUCUCUGAGAAAUUUAAUGGGAGGGGCAUGAAACUACUACGAGGUGUCCCCUUCCUCAUUUUCGACGUUCUCUUUGAUCUCGUCGUUGCUGUGUUCCUCUUCUUCUUCCUCCUGUUCUUCUUCGUUGUCUUCUUUUUCUUCCUCUUCUUCGUCGUUUUCUUCUUCCUCUUUGUUCGUGUCUCCGACAUUUGAGCUAUAAUCUUCAGGAUGCAGGAAGCAAUACAUCCGGUUUCUUACUUCUGGCUUAAGGUUGGCAAUAAGCCUGCUUUGUGCCGCGUUGCUGAAGUAGCUUGAUUGCAGUAGGUGAGCGAUGAAUGCUGCAUCCCGUGUUAGCAACAAUGCUGCUACAUCUUCAAAGUUUAUGCACGCUUCCGGAAUUGUCAUGGAGGGAGGAUAAAGAAGACAAUUGGGAAGCUCUUUUGCCAGGGGACAAGCGCUCAGGACGAGCAGUAACAUGAAGAGCUGAAAUUGACUUUUCAUUCUUUUGAGUGAGGAUUUGUUAAAAACAGCUUUCUAGCUUUCAGCUUUCUUUCACUAAAUUACGUGAAAUGUAACAAAACGAAAUUUUAAUGCAGUAACUUUUUUAAUACCUUAUGUGUUUUUUUAUUCAUGGGGGGGGGGGGCUUCCAAAAAAUUACUCUGAUGAGGGGGGGGGGCAUGCGAAAAAAAAUCGGAAAUUGGGGGGGUUAUACAAUUUUCAAAUUACACUCCUCCAAAUCCCACCAGCCCCCCCUACCCCAUAAAAAAUGAACGGUCCCUAACACCGAAGCUUCAAGGGCUUCUUCAUAGUGCCAACAACUUCAAAACUCAACAUGGCUACAAAUUUUGUUGGGCAAAA